This is a messenger RNA of Trametes versicolor FP-101664 SS1, 2050 nucleotides long. RefSeq lists its product as uncharacterized. The coding region runs from base 106 to 1923 and encodes 605 amino acids. Gene Ontology annotation, cellular component: mitochondrion; nucleus. The record is from RefSeq and is a predicted model, not a curated record. Gene Ontology annotation, biological process: interstrand cross-link repair. The transcript is spliced from 7 exons. Lineage: Eukaryota; Fungi; Basidiomycota; Agaricomycetes; Polyporales; Polyporaceae. Gene Ontology annotation, molecular function: single-stranded DNA 5'-3' DNA exonuclease activity.
CCAGCUCGAAUACUUACAGUCCGACGAGUUUGACGUGUGAAUCCCCGGAUUCACUGCGGAAGCUUUGAGCACAUCGACGCGCUCGUUCGCGCACAGACACCCGACAUGUCGACGCCACCCAUCAAUGCGAUGCAAGCCCAAUCGUCAAGAGGACAAAGGGGAGGCUAUAGCCGGGGCGGCGGAAGAGGCCGCGGGAAUGGAGGUCUCCGUGCGCCCUUGCAACAAUUUCGCUCAUGGAAAGGCGGUAUACUCUCCGUAACAGACCUUGUCGGUCCUUCAUGGUGCGAGCUUCAGUUCGACUACGCUCUACGUCAGCAACGGCACAGGAAGCUGGCGGAUCGUCCUGCAUCCUUUGUGACUGCGGAAGGAAAGACCAUACACGUCGCCCAGGAUCUCGCCUCUCAGAACGAUCGCACUGUUGCACGCGGGAAGUCUAUACACAAAGCCCUAGAACGAGGAGUGCAACCCGACAGCCCCCCUGUGCAAGCGACGACGACGGAGGAGCGCUGGGGUCUAAGAUUGAUCAACAUGCUCGUCGCAUUGCAGACUUUGAUGAAGGUCGGCUACUGCAGAGAGAUGCCGGUGUUUGGUAUAGUGCAUGAUCAAGUGGUCACCGGUAUUAUAGAUGAAAUUGUUCGCAAGCCUACGCAACUCGAGACGCAGCCCGAUACCAAGAAUGUGGCUAUUCCCAGCAAACGUGGGGCCCCUUCUCCUCCCUUCGAACAUGCGGCGAAGAAAAUCAAAUACGACGCAUCAGAGGACCAGCCCCAAACAUCCACAUCGCUCUCCCCGGGGUUGCAUAUCAGUACAGCACCGCCGGCAGCAGGCUCGGAGCCCACGAGAUACACCCUCCACCUGUCGGACACGAAGACACGCACAGAGCCGACUUUGCCGCCUGAUGAGGACACCCUCUCUUCGCGUUUCCAACUCAUGCUCUAUCAUCGACUUCUCAGCGACCUCAUCGCUCCUGCUGCACCUACCGUCCAGGCCCGAGCACCGUUGAGCUUUGUCACGCUGUGGCGCCGCGUUAAUGCCAAUCCCCAGCGGCGGUUCUCCCAGCGCUUCCUCACGCAGGCCGGCCCACUCAUAGCGCAAAUUGCCUCACGGGACGCUCCUGCCCAGACUACGGCCGCCGCAAAGGCUGGUACGGCCCGUCUUAGUUGCUUGAAUGACCUCACCACGGCGUGGACGCACGCCGUCAAGGCGCUCAACGUGACCGCGAUCGACCACACCCUCACGUUGGUGUACCGCAGCCAAAUCACACGGAAACGCUCCAAGGUUCAAAGUCAGUCGACGUCAGCGGACACGGAGCCUUCGUCUCAGGAGGCGCAGGGCUCGACGGCACUGGAGGGCCCGUCCAAGCUGUCGGAAGGCUCUGCAUCUGCGCCGCUUGCACCGGAUGCGCUCGCGCGGGCAAUACAGCAGUCGCUCCCGCCUGCAAAUGAAGAUGCCGCAGCAAUGACGAAGGUCGCGGAUGGCACCGAUGCGCACGCUACUCCAGCCUCCGAGGGGGAGCAUCCCAGCGUCCCGAACGACAACUUCGCGGACAAGCAGCCUGGCACUAUUGCAACAGAGAAGGAAGAGGGUGUGGAGAGCGGGACGAAGACUGCUCCUGCGUCGCCCGCGCCAUCGGACGAGCUCGUCGAAGCUCACGAGACGAUGACUGUCGCAGAGCUGGACGUCGAGGCACGGGUGAUCGGGACGAAGGCGUUCCAGCUGGACGACGCGCUGCUCGACAGGUACCUUACGCACAUCCUCGCGUGGUGGCGCGGGCAGCGGGCGGCCGAGGGCGUCAGCGGGGAGCUCACCCGGCGUUGCACCCGGGGCUGCGAGUGGAGAGAGAAACAGGCGCAGGAGGCGGAGAAGUGUCGUGCGAGCGGUGCCCAGGCGGGUGGUGAGCCGAGCACGCCAAUCGGGCUGUGACUACUCAAAACAGCCCCGGUAUCAUGAACCAGCUUGGUUGUUCCGCAUCAAUGUACGUUUAUAUUUGCUUUGCUUACUUUAUCGGUGGGUACUCCAACCCGGCAAAGGACAGUGCUCAGCCAGAUCC